Molecule: messenger RNA, 8029 nt
Organism: Cuscuta europaea
Lineage: Eukaryota; Viridiplantae; Streptophyta; Magnoliopsida; Solanales; Convolvulaceae
Source: the annotation of a GenBank genome assembly
UAUCAAAUGCCAAAACACAUUAUAAAAACGGAGCAUUAAAUGGGCAGUCCACCUUUGUCAUAAAUAGUCUUCUCAAUAGUCUUUUCAGCACAAAUUUUUCAGUGUGGUUGUCCAAGAGCCACAUGUUUCGAACUCUGCCAAUAAAUACUCUGUACAAGUCUUGAAAUUUUAAAAAUAUGGUUGAGUGUUCUACUCUCUUUAGUUGGUGAGUAAAUUUUUACUUUGUACUCCGUAUUUAACACAUACUAGUACAAAAAACAAUCAAACAUCUUCCGUCGGGUUGUUCAAGAAAAAACCGAGAGAGACCAUCCAUAAUUGAAGGCCUUGAAAUGAAGAUGAAUCAGGUUUUCGUCCAAUGAACAAACCUAUCUAAGAAACAACCGGCCAGUUCCAGAAGCACAAACUUUCCGAGAAGCAGAGUUGCCUCAAAACCCUCGCAGCAGCCAGCAAGCACAAGUCAGUUGAGCUGAUUAUCAGGACUACUAUAUUCCAAUUGCUCGAGAGCUUCUUCUCCGACGGCAACAAUCUCGACCUACGAUGCCAAUACAUUUUUCUUCCCGGUCAAUCGCUAAUUUUUCUUUCUUUUCUUCCCUUUUCUCAUUUCGCCACCUUUCUAGAAAAUCCUUUCAUUAAAUAAUUUUGUCUGGGGCCUCCAAAGUCCUCAAGACGUCUCUAAUCCUCUCAAUCCUUCGAACUCUCAUAGGAUAAGAUGUGGAUCCUAGCAAUUUUAGUGCACACAAGAAAGAAAAUCUGUUGAAAGGCUUGUUGCAUCCAUUGAGAAAGAUUCUGUCUAGGAUUUUGGUAUAGAAAAGGAAUGUUUGUUUAGGCUGCAAGGCAUGCAUACUCAUCGUGUGGACUUUCAACUGUCCUUGAGUGGACGAGAAAGAACUUUGAUUUGCUUCAUAAAGUUCUUGAGCGGAACUCUGGGGCCUUGUUGACACGAGAAGAAAUCAACUUGGCUGCUGACUUGAAAGCGAGAGAUUUGGAAAUAGUCACAUUGCUAUUAAACAAUUGCGUUCUUGAUAGUUUUGCCGAUGAAAUUGAUCAUCUUAAAUAUGAGAUUUCUGUUGCGGAUCAGAUUGAUCAUGGGCUAUUUUUUUACAAACGAACCAAAUUUUUGGGAGGAUGCCUCUCCUCAUCUUAAAAGGAUACAAAAAGAGACAUGGUCAAGAAAUCUGUUGAAGAAGACCACAAAGAGCUGGACCACUUAUUUCUCGAGAAUUGCAUAAAAGAGCAAAUUGAGAAAGAAAAUCUGUUGAAAGGCUUGUUGCAUCCACUGAGAAAGAUUCUGUCUAGGAUUUUGGUAUAGAAAAGAAAUUAUGGCAUAGUUGACGCAUAUGAGCGGGAGAAUCUGCACCGGUGCGGGCGAGAACAGGCCUCAAAAGAUUUUUUUUCGUCUAGAGCGGUAGACUGGGGAACAAGCCAAAGAGCGGGAGGCGCAGAUGCUAUGUUUUGUAUCGGGGAGGUGAAGUAAUGCGGCUGUGAGAAAGCUGUGAAUGGGAGGAAGGUGAAUUAGGCGUUAACCUAGGCUGAGAGAAAGUACUUAUUUAGCGAUAAUUAUGUGAUGAUUGAUGAAUGAAUGUGCCGGAGAAAUUUCUCUCUCAGUCUCUCCUAUGUAUAUAAACACAUAAGCGGUUCCGUAUUUGUUUAUUAAUCACGUAUACGGUUCCGCCACGCUUGAACCCCAAAUCUCUUCGCCUGUUUCUUCCCUCUCCCGUUUGUUGACUCUUUUCCUCUUUUACGUUGGUUAUGACCAUGGCUAAGCAAAAGACUGAAAGAUGAAUGGGAGGAACAGAGGGCAGCACAUGCAUGCGAUCUAUUUCCAAAGGAAUGUGAUUUCCUUAGGGUUUGUUCCUGCCUGGAGUGCCUGCAGAAAAUAAAGAUGCUCAUGGAUUUUGAAGAAGAGAUGAAGUCUAGGCGAAUCCAAUAAAAGGAAUGUUUGUUUAGGCUGCAAGGCAUGCAUACUCAUCGUGUGGACUUUCAACUGUCCUUGAGUGGACGAGAAAGAACUUUGAUUUGCUUCAUAAAGUUCUUGAGCGGAACUCUGGGGCCUUGUUGACACGAGAAGAAAUCAACUUGGCUGCUGACUUGAAAGCGAGAGAUUUGGAAAGUCACAUUGCUAUUAAACAAUUGCGUUCUUGAUAGUUUUGCCGAUGAAAUUGAUCAUCUUAAAUAUGAGAUUUCUGUUGCGGAUCAGAUUGAUCAUGGGCUAUUUUUUUACAAACGAACCAAAUUUUUGGGAGGAUGCCUCUCCUCAUCUUAAAAGGAGAUACAAAAAGAGACAUGGUCAAGAAAUCUGUUGAAGAAGACCACAAAGAGCUGGACCACUUAUUUCUCGAGAAUUGCAUAAAAGAGCAAAUUGAGAUUGCCAUUGAUUAAACUCUCCUUACUGGAAGCUCUUUCUGCUGAAGUGUUCUUAUCAAAUGGUUUUUUGAUAAGGUGUACUUCCGGUGAUUUUCUUGAGUGUGCUGUAGAAAUUAUGGCAUAGUUGACGCAUAUGAGCGGGAGAAUCUGCACCGGUGCGGGCGAGAACAGGCCUCAAAAGAUUUUUUUUCGUCUAGAGCGGUAGACUGGGGAACAAGCCAAAGAGCGGGAGGCGCAGAUGCUAUGUUUUGUAUCGGGGAGGUGAAGUAAUGCGGCUGUGAGAAAGCUGUGAAUGGGAGGAAGGUGAAUUAGGCGUUAACCUAGGCUGAGAGAAAUUAUGCAAAAAGAGACGUGGUCAAGAAAUCUGUUGAAGAAGACCACAAAGAGAUGUAUCACUUAUUUCUCGAGAAUUGCAUAAAAGAGCAAAUUGAGGAAGAAUCAUUAUCACCUUUUCCCAUCAUUUGCAAUGGAGGCAAAGAUUCAUUAUAUUUUGGCUUGAGAUUAUGAUGGAAUAAAGCAAAAUGACUCACUGCCCUAAAUAAGGCGUGCCCCAUUGAUCCAUUACCUCUGCCCAAUAGGAAUCAACUUGUUAAUGCGACAACAAAGUGUGAGCUCAUGAGUUUUCUGGAUGAUUUUCGAGGCUACCACCAGUUAUUUAUUGGAAUAAAUCAGUGGCUCUUUCCCUACGUAUCGCGCACAUGAGAUUUCGGGCGGUCAUACCAAAAGUUAAAAUUGAUGUUUCCUUGGUGGGUGGGCCUGCGGAUAGGCACGUAUAAAAACCAACAUGCAUUUGGGUAGGUCAAUCCCGCCUUGCCCCGAGACAUUUGGGGUAAGGAACACACAUGUAAGUUGAAGAAUUAUAAGCUGAUUUUAGUAGAAGAUUCAGAGGGUGAGGAGGACCAGGAAGGGACAACAACAGAAUUGGCUGAGGAAGAGGAGAUUAAUAUGGAGUCUAAAACCAUGCAAUUAUCCUUCAUAAACCAAGAAGGAAAACCCUCCAUGAGGGCUUUUAGGGUUCAGGGGAUUCUGAAAUGGGCCAAGGGAGAGAAGCUAGUGGAUGUUCUAAUUGAUAGUGGGGCCUCACACAACUUCAUAUCCCAGAAAGUGGUAGAGCAGAUAACCCUCCCUUACCAGAUCGUUGCUGGCUACCAAGUGCAGCUUGGGAAUGGUGAUAGGGUCUUCAACAAGGGCAGGUGUGAAAAACUCAUUCUGAGCUUGCAGGGAGCUGUCAUUCAACAAGAUUUCUACAUGCUGGAGUUGGAGGGAGCUGACUUGGUUCUUGGCAUGGAUUGGUUGACUGGAUUAUGGGAUGUGGAGAUUAACUUUCAGAAGAGCAUAAAGUGGCAUCAUCUGGGGAUAAGUCAAUCGAUUCAAGGGGAUCCUAAGUCAAACUCUAUGGAGGUAUCUCCGAAGACCACGUCCCAAACUGUACAGGAGAAUGGUGUGGGCUAUCUUAUCUACUGGGAAGGCAGAAAAUGGGAUGGAGAGGGAAUUGAGCUAAAGGGUUCCAAGUUGGAAGGAAUCGAGGGGAAGAGGAAAAUUGAUUACACAGUUGAAGUUGAUAUGGGAGUUCUUAUAAGGGUUCAAACUGGUUUGUUCCUGGAUCCAUUUAGAGCUGCAACGCCUCAUAGCAGGACUGCCUUAGAACCCUUACAUGAAGAGGUUGGUUACAAGGAGGAGGCUUCAAGUGUAAUUCCAGGGAAUUUUUAUACCCAGUUUCUGCCCCUGUUGGUUGUGGAAAAGGUGAUGAUGAAAGUGAAAUAAAUGAAGCUCCCAGAGCAGAAAACCAAGAGGUACUGGGAAGGAAGAGGUUCCAGGAUGAAGAGGAAGUUCAAGAUCAAGGUUGUGUCUUAAUACCCACCUUGAGGGCAAGGUGGUUAAUUAGGGGGGGAGUAAUGUUAGGAAUCUGCCUAUUGAUUAUUUCAAUAGGGUAUUUGAAAGGAGAAAUAAAAGGGGCUGAGGUCAUUUAAGUGGGCUGGGGUCAUUUAAUGAGCCUGUUUAUCUAUUUUAGUCCUGGCGUGGACCUACUACUAUAAAUAAUAAGUUGGGUAGCUAAUAAUAGGUAGAUUGUUAUUUUUAGAAUCAAGUGUUGCCUGGUUGCCUAAGAAGUCCCUGUUGCCUUUGUUGCCUACGUUGAGAUCUUUCCUAGCAAUAAACAUCAUCUUCCCUAUCAUUUUUAUCAGAUCUGUGUUGCUUGUUACUGUUUGAGCUCAGAUUAUUACCAGGUUCCUAUCAUUUUCAAAGCUAGUUUGGAUAUGCCACCUGUCAGACCUUGUGACCAUGCUAUAAAUAUCAAGGAAGGGGCCAAUAUACCAAACCUCAGACCUUACAGGUAUUCAUAUGAUCAAAAUAAUGUGAUUGAGACUAUUAUUCAAGAAAUGCUAAGCUCUGGAAUAAUCAGAAACAGUAACAGUCCUUAUAGCAGCCCAGUGUUAUUAGCUAAGAAGAAGGAUGGGGGUGGAGAAUGUGUGGAGAUUAUAGAGCAUUGAACAAGAUAACCAUUCCAGACAAAUUCCCUAUACCAAUUAUUGAAGAACUCUUAGAUGAAUUAGGGGGAUCUAAGGUGUUCUCUAAAUUGGAUUUAAAGUCUGGUUAUCACCAGAUUAGAAUGAAAGAGGAGGAUGCACAUAAAACAGUUUUCAGAACCCACGAAGGGCAUUAUGAAUAUGUUGUCAUGCCAUUUGGGUUGACCAAUGCACCUUCUACCUUUCAAGCGUUGAUGAAUGAAGUCCUGAGGCCUUUUUUAAGGAAGUUUGCUCUAGUGUUUUUUGAUGAUAUUCUGAUUUAUAGCAAAUCAGAAGAAGAGCAUGUUGAGCAUUUAAGAAAGGUACUACAAGCUUUGAAGGAGAACAACUUGGUAGCCAACAAAGCUAAGUGUUCCUUUGGGCAGACUACCUUGUCAUAUUUGGGUCACAUUAUAUCUGAAGAGGGGGUGUCUGCAGAUCCUAGAAAAAUAGAAGCGAUGGUCAGUUGGUUGGAACCCAAGAGAUCUGAAGAGCCUGAGGGGUUUUCUGGGGUUGAGAGAGUACUACCGGAGGUUUGUAAAAGGGUAUAGCAGAAUUGCUGCUCCUUUAACACAAUUAUUGAAGAAGGACAACUUCCAUUGGGGAAAGGAGGCUAGUAUGGCUUUUGCAGAACUGAAACAAGCCAUGACAUCCUUACCAGUCUUAACCAAUCCAGAUUUCAAUAAAGACUUUAUUAUUGAAACAGAUGCUUCUGGUAAAGGGCUGGGAGCUGUAUUAAUGCAAGAAGGGAGGCCCAUAACAUACAUAAGUAAGGAAACUAUCUAUCAAGCAUCAGACCAAGUCAAUUUAUGAGAAGGAAUUAAUAGCAAUAGUUUUUGCUGUUCAGAAAUGGCGACCUUAUUUAUUGGGGAGGAAAUUUGAAGUACAUACUGACCAGAGAAGUCUUAAAUACUUAACUGAACAGACAGUCAUGGGGGCAGAACAGCAGAAAUGGAUAGCCAAAUUGCUAGGCUAUAAUUUCUCUCUCAGAUACAAACCAGGUUUGGAGAACAAAGCAGCAGAUGCUUUGUCCAGGAAGACUCAGUUUAAUUCAAUCUCAAUAGUCACUUGUUUGGAAUGGGAAGGAUUGGAGGAGUUGUUAGCUGAUCAGAAAUGUUAUGAAACCAUUCAGAAGGUAUUAAGUCAACCAGAUCAAGUACCAGAAUUCAGAUUGAAGAAGGGAUUGCUGUAUUUUAAAGGGAGGUUAAUGUUACCAAAAGGGUCUCCUAGGAUUGCUAAAAUCCUUAAGGAGUAUCAUGAUUCAGCCACAAGAGGUCAUUCUAGAAAUUUCAGAACUAUGAAAAGAAUAUCAACCUUAUUCUAUUGGAUCGGUACGAGAAAGGAUAUUCAAGAUUAUGUUCAAACAUGUGAAAUAUGCCAAAGGAACAAGUAUCAGGCAUUGAAACCAGCUGGGUUGCUACAACCUUUACCCAUUCCAGAAAGAAUAUGGGAUGAUAUAAGCAUGGACUUUAUUGGUGGAUUGCCCAAAUCUAAAGGGAAGGAUACCAUUUUGGUGGUUGUUGACAGGUUAACUAAAUUUGCACAUUUCAUAGCCCUUAAACACCCAUAUACUGCUAAGGAGGUAGCUGAGUUGUUUAUUAAAGAAGUGGUGAAGCUGCAUAGAUUUCCCAAAUCUAUUGUGAGUAACAGAGACAGUAUUUUUUUGAGCAAAUUCUGGUCAGAAUUAUUCAGAUUGGCUGGCACUCAACUGAAUUAUAGCACACAGCUUACCAUCCACAAUCUGAUGGGCAGACUGAGGUGGUGAACAAAUGUCUGGAGACAUAUUUGAGAUGCUUGACUGGGAAGAAACCUAAGGAGUGGAUACAUUGGUUACCUUGGGCAGAGUAUUGGUAUAAUACCAAUUACCACAUAUCCCUAAAACAGACUCCCUAUAAGACACUUUGUGGACAAGAUCCACCUGUAAUCAUCAAAGGAGGUGUAUCUAUUACUGCUAUUGAUGAAGUGGCAAGGAUGACUGCUGAAAGAAAUGGACUGUUAAAUGAAAUCAAGGAAAACUUAGCUAUUGCUCAAAAUAAGAUGAAGCAACACGCUAAUAAGCACAGGAGGGAACUGAAACUAGAAGUUGGGGAACAAGUUUUUCUGAAGAUUCAACCAUACAAGAUGCAGAGCUUGGCCAAAAGAUUGAACCAUAAAUUAAGUCCCAGGUUCUAUGGACCUUUUGAGGUUAUUGAGAAGUUGAAUGAUGUUGCUUUCAAACUGAAGUUACCAGAACAUUGUUUGAUACACCCAGUAUUCCAUAUUUCUCUACUCAAGAAAGCAUUAUCCCCAAACACUCUUUGUCAACCGUUGCCUAAAUGCUUGAAUGAGAAUUGGGAAUUGCAGGUUACACCAGAGAAGGUGGUGGAUACCAGAAGAAAUGUGGAUGGAGUAACAGAGCUUCUCAUACAGUGGAAGGAUUUACCUGAGUUUGAGAGAUCUUGGGAAGAUGCACAAGUAUUGAAGGAGCAAUUUCCAUACUUCUAUCUUGGGGACAAGAUAGAUGUUCAGCCGGGGAGUAUUGAUAGAAGCACAGCUAAUUCGAACACUAGAGAUAAAUACUUUGACAGGGUGUAUUCUAGAAGGAAGAAAUAAGCUGCUAGUUAUUAGUUAUAGUCUGUUAAUAACUAAAUAACUACUUCUGUUGUUCGAACUACUAUAAAUAGAAGGGAGGCUGAGGGAAAUAGGCAGGCUGUUAAACUGUUGUAGUCUGGACUGGGAAAGAUUGAGAUUCACUGUCUCUCUCUUUUGGGGCUUCGGCCUUUGUUGUUGGUUUCAUUCAAUAAAGUUCUGGAGAUUUCUUCUAUAUUUUGUUCUAUAUUUUUCUGUGAAAUUGUUGUGAUCUAUCAUAAUUCUUGCCACUAAAUGCUUGUUUCUUUUUAUUUAAUUUUUGUGUAGGUGAGUGGAGAGCUCGAAAGGCAUCCUACAUCCCUCAUUUGACUUGAGGCUUUUUACUGACUUCAUUACCAUAGUCAAGGAUGUGUUUUACCUAUUGUGAAAGCUUGAGCUACUAGAGAUGUCGAACAUAGUUAUGAGUCAUAUUUUAUGUGUAUCCUUAACUCUAAAUAACUAAUGCAAUAGAUCACCUGCUAUGAAGGGAAGUUGAUGUUGAUCUCUGGAAUCAUUGGAUAACUUCUGCAAAGCACAUUCUUUUUCAAGAAGCU